Aspergillus aculeatinus CBS 121060 is the source of this 969-nucleotide messenger RNA. RefSeq lists its product as uncharacterized. The coding region runs from base 1 to 969 and encodes 322 amino acids. The record is from RefSeq and is a predicted model, not a curated record. Gene Ontology annotation, cellular component: mitochondrion. NCBI's taxonomy places the organism in Eukaryota, Fungi, Ascomycota, Eurotiomycetes, Eurotiales, Aspergillaceae. The transcript has 2 exons.
AUGGAUCAUGAUUUCGUUCUCCAGCAGACGCUCCCGUGGAGCUUACAGCGCAAUCGGUUGGCAGAACUUCUGACGGCGGAUUUCACGGUUGCUGCAGGCUCAGCAGCUUUGGUCACUCCGGCCGUGAUGAUUCUGGAUAGACUGGUGGUGGAAAAGUCCUCUCACAAUCAACCUCUUCUGCCGGCAUUUCGUCGACAUCUGUGGCUCUCUAUCACGCAACCUGCGACCUUCCUUACCUCGCGACCCAGUCUGCUCGUCUGGUCCCUCUACACCGCAACCUUUGCCGCGGCUAAUGCCACCGAGACCGUCCUCAGCGAGGUCUAUCCACACAUCGACCACGCCCUUGCCACGACGUCGACCUUCUUAACCACGUUCGUGGUUAACUCCUCCGUUGGCAUCUGGAAGGACGUCAAGUUCGCUCAACUUUUCGGCCACAACCACAACACCAGCACCGCGGGGACAACCACACCCCCACCCCCGGCAGCGGCAUCAACUCCGGCGGCAGCAGCAGCAGCUACCAAACCCACCGCUGCUGCAGCCGCCGCGGCAUCCCAAAGCAAGAUCCUCCGCUCUGUCACCCGCUCUAUUCCCUUCGCUACCUACUCCGCCUUCCUCAUCCGCGACGCCCUGACGAUUUUCGGCUCCUUCAGCCUCCCGGCGAUGGUCUCCGCCUCAAUCCCAGACUCGGUGGCUUCGAGCGAAUACGCCAAGAUCCUCCUGGCGCAAUUGGCCAUCCCAGCCUCGAUCCAACUCAUCAGUACCCCGAUCCAUCUGCUUGGGUUGGACCUCUACAACCGACGCAUGGCGAUUCCGGCUGCAGACCGAAUGGCGCGGGUGAGUCGGGAUUGGAUCGGGGCGUCGCUGACGCGGAUGUGUCGCAUCAUUCCCGCCUUCGGUAUCGGUGGGUUUGCCAAUACCGAGGGGCGGGCCUAUCUCCAUGAGCAACUGCGGCUGUCCGGUGAGGAGUGA